CAAUUAGCCGCAAGAGUAGUAUUUUUUUCUUCUUCAGAAUUAGCCGCAGCAGAGUUCUUCUAUCCAUUCUUUUCACUUAGCAGCAGCCGCAAGAGAUCAUUCAUUUAUUCUUUCUUUGGAGAACACAUUAGCCUCACUUUUCUUUCAAUUUCUUCCAACGUAGUUUAGAUUUCAGCAGCUACUGUAAGCUUAAUCAUCAUUUACAGUAUUAGUUCUUGAUUUUGGACUGAAUUUCAAACCUUGUUCCUCCCCAAUUUGAAUUAUUGAAACACCUGGAGCUUUGCCACUUUUGCCGAUAGGUACAUCGCAAUCCAGCUUCUGGCCACUCAGUGUCUUCCCCUUGAGCUCCUUCUGACCUCCCAUUGCCUUCUCUGUGCUCCUACACUAUUUUACUUCAUAGUAUUUUGGUGAAUUUUAAUGGAAUCCACAGCAAAAUCUGAAGAAGCAGAUGUUGUUUAUAGAAGUCCAAAAAUGGCAGGAACCGUCAAUUGGGGCACUGCUACCGUUAUUGGAGUAUUUGCUGGCAUGCUAUAUGGAGGUAGCAAGGAGGCAGCAGCUUCAGUUAGCAAGGAUGCAGAGGUGAUGCUGAAGCUUGGGAGCACACCAGAUAAGCGUGAACAGUAUCGCCUGAUGAGAGAUGCCAUGGAGAAAAGAUUUGUACGAGUCACUCGUGGCUCAAUAGUUGGUGGAGUUCGUCUUGGAAUGUUCACUGCUGCAUUUUACGGGUUGCAGAAUCUUCUUGCUGAGAAGCGUGGAGUGCAUGAUGUAUAUAAUGUUGUUGGAGCUGGAUCUGCUACUUCUGCAGCUUUUGGUCUUAUUAUGCCAGGGUCAUUCUACUGGCGUGCAAGAAAUGUUAUGUUGGGUUCUGCUUUAGGUGCUAUAUUUUGUUUUCCACUUGGUUGGCUUCAUCUGAAGCUUGUAGAGAAAGCAAAUGAAUCCCAGAGCAAUAACAACAAAGAAGUGAAGAGUGGGGUUGGUGCUGCAAUCGAGAGGCUUGAAGGUCAAUUGAGUAAAAGGACUGAUUGAAUGCUGCUCUGUCAGGGUAUAAGGUUUUUGAUGUAAUUCCUUGGCAUAUUGAAGGAAAUGGAAUGAUAAUGAAGAUAAGUAACAACAAUAGGUGUGCAUGUGGUGGUGGUGGUGGGGGGGGGGGGGGGGGGGGUUAAGUUAAUCAAAAGAAGUGUCAGGUUAGUGUUGUUAUCAGUUCUCUUUUAGGAACUUGCUUCUGUUGUUGUUCGCGGCGCAUAGAGUGUUAAUCAUAAAAGAGUGUUAUCAGUUCUCUUUUAUGAUGUGUGUUAAUCAUAAAAGAACACAUUUUGUCACUGAGUGUGGAUGUUAGCAUCCUCUCUCAUUGACAUAUACAAAGUAUAUGUUUACUGCAGAAUCUAGAAAGUUUUAUUUUCUGUGGUCUACUCAGAUCGCUCUCUUUUACCAAGGCAACCAUGCACUGAGAGUUUGAACUGUUGAUAUUACUCAUGUCUUGUAAGAUUGAAAAGAUAACAGGAAGGCUGAUUUUGAUUGCUAUCAUUAA
This is a messenger RNA of Cuscuta epithymum, 1528 nucleotides long. Lineage: Eukaryota; Viridiplantae; Streptophyta; Magnoliopsida; Solanales; Convolvulaceae. The record is from the annotation of a GenBank genome assembly.